This is a messenger RNA of Cajanus cajan (pigeon pea), 1202 nucleotides long. RefSeq names its product tetraketide alpha-pyrone reductase 2. NCBI's taxonomy places the organism in Eukaryota, Viridiplantae, Streptophyta, Magnoliopsida, Fabales, Fabaceae. The record is from RefSeq and is a predicted model, not a curated record. Gene Ontology annotation, molecular function: oxidoreductase activity, acting on the CH-OH group of donors, NAD or NADP as acceptor.
UUCCACCAAAUAUAGGAUACGCAUUUCACGUGACCGUCCUGCUCUUACCGGUUUUUGAGUUUGUCGAUAUUCAUGAAGUGGGAGCUGCAUAAGAACCAUGUACAGUGUGAGAACCAAAAACCAAGAACGUAGAAAAUAGAUCGACAUGCCUGAGUUUUGCGUCACAGGGGGUACUGGCUUCAUCGCAUCUUACCUGGUCAAGGCCUUACUAGAAAAGGGUCACACCGUAAGGGCCACAGUAAGAAACCCAGGGGAUGUGGAGAAGGUUGCUUUUCUCUUUGAACUAAGUGGAGCCAAAGAGCGACUGAAGAUUUUGAAAGCAGAUCUAUCGGUGGAAGGAAGCUUCGAUGAUGCAGUGACGGGAGUUGAUGGUGUCUUUCAUACGGCGUCCCCUGUUCUUGUUCCAUAUGAUGAGAACGUUCAGGCGAAUUUGAUUGAUCCCUGUAUCAAAGGAACCUUGAACGUGCUUAACUCCUGCGUAAAAGCAAAUGUGAAACGUUUUGUGCUCACAUCUUCUUGUUCUACCAUAAGAUACCGUGAUGAUGUGCAACACGUGUCUCCUCUUAACGAAUCUCAUUGGACUGAUCUAGAGUACUGCAAACGCUAUAACUUGUGGUAUGCAUAUGCAAAGACAAUAGCGGAGAGAGAAGCUUGGAGGAUUGCAAAGGAAAGUGGCAUCGAUCUAGUGGUGGUUAACCCUUCUUUCGUUGUAGGUCCUCUGCUUUCACCACAGCCAACUAGCACACUGCUCUUGUUACUAAGCGUUGUCAAAGGCAUGAAAGGAGAAUAUCCAAACACAACAGUGGGGUUCGUACACAUAAACGACGUGGUAACUGCUCACUUGUUGGCUAUGGAGGAUCCCAAGGCAUCUGGCAGGCUUAUUUGUUCAAGUGCAGUAGCUCACUGGUCACAAAUCAUUGAAAUGCUUCGUGCCAAAUAUCCUUCCUAUCCAUAUGAAAACAAGUGUAGCAGCCAGGAAGGGGAUAAUAACCCACACAGCAUGGACACCACCAAAAUUACUCAGCUGGGGUUUCCUUCAUUCAAAACCCUUGAACAAAUGUUUGAUGACUGCAUCAAAAGUUUCCAAGACAAGGGCUUCCUAUGACCAUGUUAUUUUUUAUGUUCGUGGUGUUGCAUAUGAACCAAAAUAAAGUUUCCAUAAACCAAAUAAAAUGAAUUUACGCUUUUUUUUUUUUUUUUUU